Closterium sp. NIES-65 is the source of this 465-nucleotide messenger RNA. The record is from the annotation of a GenBank genome assembly. NCBI's taxonomy places the organism in Eukaryota, Viridiplantae, Streptophyta, Zygnematophyceae, Desmidiales, Closteriaceae.
AUGGGCGCCUAUCUCUAUGGGCGCCUAUCUCUAUGGGCGCCUAUCUCUAGGGGCGCCUAUCUCUAUGGGCGCCUAUCUCUAUGGGCGCCUAUCUCUAUGGGCGCCUAUCUCUAUGGGCGCCUAUCUCUAUGGGCGCCUAUCUCUAGGGCGCCUAUCUCUAGGGGCGCCUAUCUCUAUGGGCGCCUAUCUCUAUGGGCGCCUAUCUCUAUGGGCGCCUAUCUCUAUGGGCGCCUAUCUCUAGGGGCGCCUAUCUCUAUGGGCGCCUAUCUCUAUGGGCGCCUAUCUCUAUGGGCGCCUAUCUCUAUGGGCGCCUAUCUCUAUGGGCGCCUAUCUCUAGGGGCGCCUAUCUCUAGGGGCGCCUAUCUCUAUGGGCGCCUAUCUCUAUGGGCGCCUAUCUCUAGGGGCGCCUAUCUCUAUGGGCGCCUAUCUCUAGGGGCGCCUAUCUCUAUGGGCGCCUAUCUCUAG